Carlito syrichta (Philippine tarsier) is the source of this 1857-nucleotide messenger RNA. It is a transcript of the gene ZNF395, whose product is annotated as zinc finger protein 395. The record is from RefSeq and is a predicted model, not a curated record. Gene Ontology annotation, biological process: regulation of transcription by RNA polymerase II. Lineage: Eukaryota; Metazoa; Chordata; Mammalia; Primates; Tarsiidae. The transcript has 10 exons. The coding region runs from base 38 to 1444 and encodes 468 amino acids. Gene Ontology annotation, molecular function: DNA-binding transcription factor activity; RNA polymerase II cis-regulatory region sequence-specific DNA binding. Gene Ontology annotation, cellular component: nucleus.
UCAGUGUCCCCUUUGUCUCCACAGGUGAGGUCGCAGCAUGGCCAGCGUGCUGUCCCGGCGCCUUGGAAAGCGGUCCCUCCUGGGAGCUCGGGUGUUAGGACCCAGUGCCUCGGACGCACCAUCAGGAAUCACCCCGCCCUUGGAGCCACUGCUGGAGGGGGCACCUCCCCGGCCCUUCCUCACCUCUGAGGACACUUCCUGCCAGGAGCAGCCCAAGGAAGUUCUCAAGGCUCCCAGCACCGCAGGUCUCCAGCAGGUAGCCUUUCAGCCUGGGCAGAAGGUUCACGUGUGGCACAGGGCUCAGGAGUGCACGGGGCUGGUGGAGCAGCACAGCUGGACAGAGGACCAGGUGACCGUCUGGCUGCUGGACCAGAAGUUGCAGAUCAGCUGCAGAGCAGAGGAGGUGUGGCUGGCGGACCCACAGGGCCCCGCCCCCCAGGCACCAGCCCCAGCGCUCGGGGCCCAGGCCCUGGCCUACCGGCCAGUCUCCAGGAACAUCGACGUCCCAAAGAGGAAGUCGGAUGCAGUGGAAAUGGAUGAGAUGAUGGCGGCCAUGGUGCUGACGUCCCUGUCCUGUAGCCCCGUUGUGCAGAGUCCCCCUGGGGCCGAGGCCAACUUCUCUGCGGCCCGCGCAGCCUGCGACCCGUGGAAGGAGAGCGGCGACGUGUCGGACAGCGGCAGCAGCACCACCAGCGGGCACUGGAGUGGGAGCAGCGGUGUCUCCACCCCCUCGCCCCCCCACCCCCAGGCCAGCCCCAAGUAUUUGGGGGAUGCCUUUGGCUCUCCCCAGACCGACCACGGCUUUGAGACCGACCCUGACCCCUUCCUGCUGGACGAACCUGCUCCACGCAAAAGAAAGAACUCCGUGAAGGUGAUGUACAAGUGCCUGUGGCCAAACUGUGGCAAAGUCGUGCGCUCCAUUGUGGGCAUCAAGCGGCACAUCAAAGCCCUGCACCUGGGGCCCAGAGAAGGCUUUCAGGGAAGGGGCUUGCUGAGAACACCACCUGGUAUCCCCGGCCACGGGCGGAAGGACGCCCUGGUGCACGCUGCUGCUGUGGACGGCCUGCCCUCGGGGGCGCUCAGCAAGUCAGCUCCGGGGUCCUUCUGGCACAUCCAGGCCGACCAUGCUUACCAGGCCCUGCCGUCCUUCCAGGUCCCUGUCUCGCCACACAUCUAUACCAGUGUCAGCUGGGCUGCUGCCCCCUCCACCGCCUGCUCCCUCUCUCCGGUCCGGAGCCGGUCACUAAGCUUCAGCGAGCCCCAGCAGCCACCACCUGCAAUGAAAUCUCACCUGAUUGUCACUUCUCCACCCCGGGCCCAGAGCAGCGCCAGGAAAGCCCGAGGGGAGGCCAAGAAGUGCCGCAAGGUGUACGGCAUCGAGCACCGGGACCAGUGGUGCACGGCCUGCCGGUGGAAGAAGGCCUGCCAGCGCUUCCUGGACUGAACCUGUCCAGCCGGCUGGGCCCUGCCGGCGACAGCAGGCAGACGUGUCACCAGCCCUCAGCAGAAACCGAAAAGAGAAAGAGGGGAAACCACAGUCUGGGCUCUGUUGGCUAAGGUUAAAGCGUUUUCUCCCUUUUGUGGGAACAUUUUAUUUUUUAAAGAGAAAGAAAAGUUUUUUUCCCCUAAAAUAGGAGAGAGCCCAAACUGGCCAAGGGUGUUCAGCAGUGAACCAGAGACCAAAGAAUUAAUUACCCUCCCUUCCCACGUCUCCUCUCUCUAGGGGUUAGUUUAAUGCGUAUCAAAAGAAGGAACAGCUCGUUCUGUUUCCUGCUGAGUCGGUGAAUUCUUUGCUUUCUCAACUCUUCCAGAAAGGACUGUGAGCAAGAUACAUUUACUUUUCUUAAAAAAAAAAAA